AUGAAUUUAUAUGACGCUUUAGGAAAUGCAGCUAUAAAUGAGGAAACUAAAGAAGAUUUUCAAAAAAUAAUUCUGAAAAGUGAAAGUUUUAUUGAUGAUGUUUUACAUGAACACCUUAAAGAACGACAGAAAAAGAGGGAUGAAAUAUUGCAAGACAUUUUUGAUAUGGAAAUUUUAGUGGCAAAUCUGAAAUUACUCAUUGACAUGAAAGACCAAAAAGAGGUCGAGACACUCACACAGCUAGGAUGUGAUAGUUACGUAUAUGCAGACAUACUCGACAAAAAUAAGAUUUUUAUCCAGAUAGGCUACGAAUUUUACUUAGAAAUGACUCUUGAAAAUGCCAUAUCUUUCUUAAAAAAGAAAAUAAGUCUUUAUGAAGAAAAAUUAACAUAUUGGAAUAAGGAAAUAGCUAAGAUUAAGGCCCACAUACAAAUAUUAAUGAGGGCAAUUUCAAAUUUGGCAUAA
Messenger RNA from Plasmodium vinckei vinckei, 465 nucleotides. Its product is annotated as prefoldin, putative. Gene Ontology annotation, biological process: regulation of DNA-templated transcription; protein folding. Gene Ontology annotation, cellular component: cytoplasm; prefoldin complex. The transcript is spliced from 5 exons. NCBI's taxonomy places the organism in Eukaryota, Apicomplexa, Aconoidasida, Haemosporida, Plasmodiidae. The record is from RefSeq and is a predicted model, not a curated record. The coding region runs from base 1 to 465 and encodes 154 amino acids.